GGGGGGCGGGGGCUGAUGCGGUCCGGGGCUGCCUUUGUGCGCGGCUCGGGGCCGUUUCAUUCCGCGCUGUUCUCCUGCGGAGCGGCUAUGGCUGGUCCCUUCCCGGCGCACGGCUGCGACAGCGGCGCUCUGCUGGGAGGUUUCGGGGUCCUGCUGCAGGCGCUGCUGGCUCUCUGCGUCUGCAGCACCCUCAUGCUGAAACGAUUUAGUGAACCAAAGGAACAGAGGCGUCCUUGGAAGAUAUGGUUUUAUGACACCUCCAAGCAAGCUGUGGGUGCCCUCUUCAUCCACUUUUACAAUGUCUUUCUGUCAAGUCGCACAGAGGAGGAUCCUUGCUUUCUCUACCUCCUUAACUUCAUCCUUGAUACCACGCUGGGGAUGCUGCUGAUCUGGCUUGGCGUCAAAGUCGUCUCCCGAAUUGCACAGCGCAAGAAGUACAAGUACCUGCUCUUUGGAGAAUAUGGAGAUCCUCCACAAGCUGCUGCCUGGGUUGGCCAAUGUAUCCUCUACUUGCUGAUAGUGGCUUUUGAGAAGACUGUGAUUACCUUUGUCCUGUUUAUCCCUGGUUGGAGAAAGCUUCAGCAGAUUCUCCUGGGUUAUGUACCAAACAGCAAGCUGAAGCUCAUCCUGGUCACGUUUGUCAUGCCUUUUAUAGUCAAUGCCAUUAUGUUCUGGAUCGUGGACAGCUUGAUCAUGAGGAAAUACAAGCAGAAGGACACCCUGAGAAUCAAUGGAUCCAUCAAAACUCCUCAGGCUAAGAUGACUGAGGAAACGGAGCUGAUGUGGCCAGGGGAUACCCUACACAUGGAUCUGUCUGCACUGUGCAAAUGCUCCAGGCUGGUGGAAGCCAGUAGCUCAAAGUAGCCUGUUGAUAGCUUCAAGUCUGAAACUAGCUAUGAGAACAGAGGUGUUCCUGGUGACAAUGGGUGUCCUUUUGAUCAUGUAGCAAAGCCAUGGGCUUUCUCAUCUGGAAAGGUACUGGCAUUAAUCUCUCCAGAUGGGGAUUCUGAACAGUCUGAAAGCGACCAGGAUGUUUCAGGACCCUUGAGAACAAGCCAGAAGAUGAAGCAGCCCAGCUAUCAAGUGGUCAUCUGACAACACUGCAACAAAGGAGGUGGAGCAAAUGGAAGCAGCACUGUGGUUCUUGAGCUGGCCAAGGAAGGGCAGACUAGGGAAUGCAAACUGGUCCCCAUGGAUCUGCAGAGAUCUUUUUUGCCUGUCUCAUCUAGUUGUCUCUCUUUUGGGAUGGUGUCUGUGCAUCCUGUACAGGCUUGAGCAGUAUCUGCUUUAUCUGUCUGACCCUAACCUUACACAUGCAGGCAUGUUGAUGUUGGGGUGUGGAUGGGUACUUCCCCUGGCUGGACAGCUGGGUGUAACUUUUUGUCAGGGUUAGGGGCUGAAAUCAAAGGAAUAUCUGUUUUGGUCUGGGUUUUUUAAUAGAAAAAAAAAUCUAUCCUGUACCACCUGAGAUGUGACACUUCUCCAUCCAGAAUACUCAGAAGAAUUGUUUUGCAAUGUGUAUUUAAAUAUCUUUCAUUGGGAAGGUUGUCUUUGAUGUUUUUUACUGUUUUAUAAUGAAUGCAAUAAAUAUUUGGUCUAGAACUGAUUCAUAAGUGAAA
Messenger RNA from Pogoniulus pusillus (Red-fronted tinkerbird), 1619 nucleotides. Its product is annotated as store-operated calcium entry regulator STIMATE-like. The record is from RefSeq and is a predicted model, not a curated record. Gene Ontology annotation, cellular component: membrane. NCBI's taxonomy places the organism in Eukaryota, Metazoa, Chordata, Aves, Piciformes, Lybiidae.